Molecule: messenger RNA, 5179 nt
Organism: Paramisgurnus dabryanus
Lineage: Eukaryota; Metazoa; Chordata; Actinopteri; Cypriniformes; Cobitidae
Source: RefSeq, a predicted model, not a curated record
ACCCCGCCCUUUAUACCAUAAUCUGUUCCUGUACCCAAAUAUUGCGAAAACAACUGAAAGACACGGAUGUCCCUGACUGUCGCUUUCUACUGAAUAAUUGUAGCUGGAAGUGUUCAUCGUGUGGAACAAUGCAUUCGGUAAACUCGGAGAAAACUGGGUCGUUACGGAAACGGACACUGUCUCGGGGAAUGAGCGAGGAUGAAUCUCUCCGACACAUUAUUAGAGAGGUAGAAGACACAAACAGGUGCCUGUCACGCAGUGACAGCAGAUAUGGAUCAUUAAACCGAGGACAAAGAGUAGAAAGUGUUGGUGAAGAGGAUCUUACUGAGAAAACAGAAAUGGUGGAACUUCGAGCAGACUAUGAGCUCUGUUUACAGGAAGUACGAGCUCUUGAACUUCAUCAGGAAGCUCUUUUGUUUCAGGUGGACUGUCUUCAGGAUGCUCUGGAAGGAGCCGAGGAGAUGCUUUCUGAAGCAAAAAGAGAGUCCCAUGCUGUUAAAGUGGAAUUAGAUCACGAGAGAGAGGUGAGGAGGAAGCUGGAGAACAUGAUUACCACAUUAAUGCAGGAGAUAAACGUGUUGAAAGAGGAACAAAAAUCAGUUUCAGUCGUUCCAGUCACUCGCCUGGUGGAAGAUCAAACACAAGUUGUGCGAGAUGUAGAUGAUUCGACGGUCUUCUCAGGAACCUCUGUAGAUGGAGAUACAUCAAAUGAACGGAUGAGCAGUGAGCUCUCGAGUACUCUUUCACAAUCUACAAUCUCUGCACAACAGCCAGCUUCUUCUAAGGGAGGUUUGGCUUCGUUCUUCAAAACUGAGCAGUAUCAGUCGAAACAGGCUGAGCCCGUCUGGCUUCAGGGCGCUCCAAGAGGGACAUCGGUGGACCAAGAAGCAGCACCUAUCUCAGACACUGAAAGCUCUCGAGUGGAUCUGAAUACGAACCCGAUGUUGCAGUUGAAAAAUACACUUUACCAAAUGGUGCUUUCAAAUCAGAAGCGUGAAGCUCAAGAUGGAGAUGACAAUGAUGAAAGUAGUGGCUAUGAGGACGCACCAUCAGAGUUCUCACCUAGUCCUUUAACUCCAGAUAUGUCACCAGAUAGAGGUGUGAUGGAAGAUGACACUGAUGCAGGAGGUAGUGAGUCAGGUGACCCUAAAAAUCCUGAGUCUUGUAUUCUCUCUUAAGAGUAGUAAAAAGCUAUUAGUCUUUUAUGAGUCCUUCCACAAAACCGGUACAAUGUACACUUCAACAUUUUUUAAUUUUUUUACACAUGUAUGAUUACUUUUCUGAAGACUUAAGCCCGAUUUAUAUUCGAGUGAUUUAGCUCAAACUGCAACAAAAGUCGCUGUUUAUUUACAUCCAUCAUUGCUGGUCUUCUCAAAUCAUACACAACAAGUUGCUGUUUCUUCUUCGUUUGAAGGUUAACUUGUGAUAUUUGUCCCGCUCCUCCUCCACUGUGAUUGGAUGGCCAUGUGAAGACUCACAUUGAUGAGCUGAGCUUUUCAAGUUGAAUAUUUUUCAAUUCUUGGCGCCCAGCAUUGAGUGUGGAAAAACCAGGGGGGCAGGGUUUCAUAUUUUAUUGAAGCAGCCCUGGGCACCGGCAUUAGCUAGCGGACCCCCACCUGCUCUUAGCAUUCCGUUGACUCCCAUUCAUUUUUGCGUCACUUUGACAGUGAAUAACUUUACAUCUGAGGCGUUUAAAGGGAUAGUUUGGCCAAAAACGAUAUUAAACCCAUGAUUUACUCACCCCCAAGCUGUCCGAGUUGCAUAUGUCCAUCGUUUUUCAGACAAACACAUUUUCGGAUAUUUUAGAAAAUAUUUUAGAUCUUUCAGUUGAUUAAAUGUAAUAUUACGGGGUCCAGCCAUAGUCCACGACCUUCGAGUCCAAAAAAAGUGCGUCCAUCCUUCACAAAUUAAAUCCAAACGGCUCCAGGAUGAUAAACAAAGGUCUUCUGAGGGUAAUCCACGUGGUGUUGUUGUAGAAAUAUCCAUAUUUAAAUAUACACAAUAAUUAGACACAGUACACGCACAUAUAUUAUGCAAAAAAUCACUUUUAUUUUGUAUGCGAUUAAUCGCGAUUAAUCUUUGCCCAGCACUACUAUUUUAUUAAAACGGAAAAAAACUGAAAAUACAGGAAAUUUUGUACAAAAAAAUGAAAAAACUUAAUUUGAAUUAAAUGUCUUCUUUAGGGAUCGUCAGUUUUCAGUGUGACCUCCCUUGGCACUAAACACAUCUUGAGCGUUUUUGAGCAGAAUUAAGUAAAACUACUAAUUUCUUUAAAAUUAGAAAUUAGGAUUUAAUUUUAUUUAGGUUUAAAGGUAUAGUUUGGCCAAAAAUGAUAUUAAACCCAUGAUUUACUCCCCCCAAGCUGUCCGAGUUGCAUUUGUCCAUCGUUUUUCAGACAAACACAUUUUCGGAUAUUUUAGAAAAUGUUUUAGAUCUUUCAAUUGAUUAAAUGUGAAGUAUGGGUCCACGACCUUCAAGUCCAAAAAAAGUGCGUCCAUCCUUCACAAAAUAAAUCCAAACGGCUCCAGGAUGAUAAACAAAGGUCUUCUGAGGGUAAUCUGCGUGGUGUUGUUGUAGAAAUAUCCAUAUUUAAAACUUAAUAAACCAAAAAUAACUACCUUCCGGUAGCGCCGCCAUCUUAGUCGCGUCCGCAUUCAGGAUGAGAGCUUACGCAUCCUACGGAGGCUACUCUGCUGCUGCUCUGUGCCCCCGCCCUCCGAAUUUGUCAUACGUCACUAAGAAAAGUGCGUUCACUACGCUGAUACUCUCUCCUGAAUCAUUUUUGGCCAAACUAUCCCUUUAAGAGAUCUUGCAUUUUCCUGCUAUUGCUCAAGUGGAAGGGGAGUUUAUCCUAAAAACUUGACACAUCAGUUUACAUUUUUAUACAGUUUUUAAUACUAUAUACACAUUUCCAGUAUUUUCUGGAUGUAUUAUAUUAAAUAGACUGAGAAAUAAUUAUAUAUGAUCACUAUAACAUUGCAAAAACAACAAAUCUAAUGGCACUUUUGCACAGUGCUGUAGAUUUAUGAGAUUGGCAAAAUGCAUGUAGAUUUUUAUUUUACUAUUUUAAGGAGCUGUCCGCAGUGUUUCUACUUAAACUAAUCCCUUUUCAAUUGCCUUUGUGUGAAGGGGUUGUAAUCUCACAUUAAAAUUAUCCACUUUGCGGGUUUUGCUAUUACCUCUGAAAAAAAAUAUGAUUAUUUUUAUGUGAAAGUACCGGGCCGGAUUUGGCGCGAAAUCUAGUGACGUCACCUGCAUGCGCACUCCCGAGCCUCUCGCCUCGUCUAUUGACUUUGCGCUCAACAGCGACGACACUGAUAACAGACUGAAACGACCUGCUCCCAGCACAACACAGACUCCACAUAUUGUGAAGAAAAAAAGUAAACAAAAGUUAUCUGCUGUAAGGCCAAACGUGAAUCGGAUCAAAUUCGGACAAAAACACAGAUUAACAUUGGCUGGGCAUUUGAAUUAUGGAGAAACCUCCGCUUUGUUUUGGGUAUAAAAACGGAUCCGGAGUUGGCUUUCAUCCUUUUGGACAGGUAAGCUAACAUUACUACAAAGCAUGUCAAAUAUAUUUCGAUUAUGUGCUUUAGUUUUGUAGAUGUUGUUUCGGUUUGCUAGCCUUCGCUUUAGCGUGUGUUCGCCCAGCUGUCGUCGAUCGAUGACGUAAAACUGCGGACGCAUUUGUUUGCGUGCGUCCGCUUUUUAAAAGUCUUUAAACUCGUACAGUCUGACAUUGAUGGAAACUGAGAUUAUACAGUGUGACAUGGACUUAACUACGAUAUUGAUCGCACAGUGUGGCAAGCAACAACCCUAAAGGACUAUUUACCUGAGUUUCCAGCAUGUUGUGUGAUGCUUUCUCCGGUGUGUUACAUCUCAGUCUGGCCGUCGCUCAUGAGUUCGAGCACGCGCUUGUAAACUUAUUGGUUGCAAUCUGAAACAUCACCGCUAGAGGCCGCUGUAAAUUACAUACAGCGCCUUUAAAUCCCAAGUACACUUUCUUAGCAGGCCAUGAGGGACAUGACAAAAUAGGUGCUGUCAACUAAAAAAACUUAUUUUCUAAUAUAAAGAUAAAAUGCAUGUGAAGUUUUUUACAUUUCAAGUAACACAAACCGCUUUUAAAAAUAGAUCAAAUACACUUAAUAAGGUUAGAGGGACUCAAAUGGUACUGGUUUUAUGGAUUGACUCUUAUUAUCUGAUGCUGUCAAUAGAGCACUGGUCUAGAAACCCAGCUGUGUUCAUUCCACUACUAUAGAAAUUUAACACUUAAGUCACCUUUACUGAAAAUGCAUUAGCACAAUCCAACAGAUUUCAAGAUACUUUAAUUCAUUUAUCUGCAAAAUUAUGUUGGAAAAACACUCGUUCUGCACUUUUCUUCUGCUGGUAAAUUGUAAUGUAGUUGUUGAGGUAAUUUAUUUUUGGACUUGGUUGUAUUUUUAUUCUUUUACCAUGAUAUAAAAACAUGUUCAUACGUAUCCAAUCUGACAUGAACUUUGUAGAUGUAACAUGAGCUUUUACCUUGACUUUGCUUACGUUUGAGAUGUGGGUCUGUACAUCAGAUGAAGGGACUUCUGGUUAACCAAAAUUUACAACAAUGUAAAGACCAUUUACAUAAACAGCUAUUAAGGGAAAGUCAAUAAUGCCAGAAUGAACAUGGUAGAAUAGUUUUAUUGUUUGUUCUACUUGCAUCAGGCCUUUUAAAAGCUGUUUGUAGUAAUUUACUCUUUGCUGCUUCAUUUGUUAAUGCGCUCAGUGCUGACCGCUUGUCAGCACACUCAUACUUUGUAUAUGACAGCAUUUAUUCAAUUUUCAAUAUAACAUUGCAAUAUCAAUCACUAUUUUACAGACCUUAUGGAUCAGCGUGAUUUAAAGUUUUUGUUUCGUGUUGCUGGUUUUAAGGAUGUCUCAGGUUAUUGUAAUAGGCACAGCAUACUUUAAGGUUCUGUUAGCAGGUUUUUUUAUGUUGUUUGUGUGACACACAUACAAUUUUACAAUUGACAAGUUUACUGAAGUAGAUGUCCUAAUAAUAGCAGAUGUGAUAGAAAUAUAAUCUGUAGUCAGCAGAUAAAAAAUUCCUGCUACAUUUUGCUCUGUAAGCUUUUGGUCUUUGGAUAUUCAUGCAUGCAUAGUUCUGUAUUUGAUUUUCUAUCUGAUUUUGAAUAAAUGUUUUGUAACUCUC